Molecule: messenger RNA, 1032 nt
Organism: Vitis vinifera (wine grape)
Lineage: Eukaryota; Viridiplantae; Streptophyta; Magnoliopsida; Vitales; Vitaceae
Product: probable bifunctional TENA-E protein
Exons: 3
Coding region: 129-791 (220 amino acids)
Cellular component (GO): cytosol
Source: RefSeq, a predicted model, not a curated record
CCCCAGUCGUUCAUUUUGCAUGCUGCCCACGUCUGAGCUUAGAAAAGAGGUGUGAGCCUCAAAGCCUGUGCCGCCAGUUCCAGAGAGCUGGCGCUGAAGAGAAAGUGAGAGGAACAUAGGCGAAGAAAAUGGAGGUAGGCGGCGGAGUGAUAGAGACAUGGCUGAAGAAGCACCGUAUGCUUUACAUCCGCGCUACCAAACAUCCUUUGAUUCUCAGCAUUCGCGAUGGAACCAUCGACUUCUCAUCCUUCAAGCGAUGGCUGGGACAAGAUUACAUAUUUGUUAGGGCAUUUGUUCCAUUUUCCGCAAGUGUGUUGCUUAAAGCUUGUAAGGAGUCGGAUAAUAGUUCUGAUAUGGAAGUCAUAUUGGGUGGUAUGGCUUCUCUGAAUGAUGAGAUUGCUUGGUUCAAGAAAGAAGCCUCUAAGUGGGGACUUGAGCUAUCUACCAUUGUUCCUCAGAAGGUCAACCAGGAGUAUUGCAGAUUUCUGGAGAGCCUGAUGAGCCCGCAGGUCGAGUACACAGUAGCCAUCACAGCCUUUUGGGCCAUUGAAGCUGUUUAUCAAGAGGGCUUUGCCCUCUGCUUGCAAGAUGGCUCCAAAACUCCCCCUGAACUAAAAGAGACUUGCCAAAGAUGGGGCAACGAUGGCUUCGGUCAAUACUGCCGUUCUCUCCAAAACAUUGCAAACAGGCAUCUAGGGAAGGCCCCGCCAGAUGUAGUAGCAAGAGCUGAAGUGGCUUUACUACAGGUUCUCGAACUUGAAGUUGAAUUUUGGAACAUGAGUCAAGGCUAAACCUGAGUACUUUGUCUUUGUGCCAAAGACAUGGUAUAGAAUCUGAUUGCACAUGUGCUCUUAAGUAUAUAUAUAUAUAUAUAUGCUUUGCCUCUAGUCUCUCCGUAGUGAGCUUUUGCAGUGAAGUUCUUUUAACUGCUGAUGAAAAUGGUAUGUUUAUGACUUUGUGUAUGAAAGGGAGUAGUUUUACAUGUUGGAUGGCUUCUGAUAUAAAAAAGGAUUCAUCAAGUAUUAUAUCUUA